UAGUAAUGUGAUUCAAUGAAAAAAAAAGGGUGGAAUGAGAGUAUACACAUAAUCCAAGUCAUUAUGAAUGGAUGAAGAUGACACCUCACUCAAUAAUUAAAUUAACCAGGAAGGAAGGAAGGAACUGAAAGAAACCUCUCCUUUUUCUCUUCAACAAACCCCUACUUCAACUCCAAUCUCUUUAUUUUUUCUUUCUUUUGAACAAAUUCACAAACACAUACAGUGCUUCUUUCUUAUUGCUAUCCUUGUGUGGUUGAUGAAAUGGGGGACAAGCACCAUCUCGACGACAGCAGCGAUUUCACCUCCGAGGACGAAGGCACCGAGGAUUACCGCCGCGGUGGCUACCACGCUAUCCGAAUCGGCGACACCUUCAACGCCGGUCGCUACGUCGUUCAGUCUAAGCUCGGUUGGGGCCAUUUCUCCACUGUCUGGCUCGCUUGGGACAUCAAACAUUCUAGGUAUGUGGCUUUGAAGGUUCAGAAGAGUGCUCAGCACUACACCGAGGCGGCCAUGGAUGAGAUAACGAUUUUGCAACAGAUUGCGGAGGGAGACCCUGACGAUAAGAAAUGUGUGGUGAAGCUUUUGGACCAUUUCAAGCAUUCUGGUCCCAAUGGGCAGCAUGUCUGCAUGGUGUUUGAGUACCUUGGGGACAAUCUUUUGACACUUAUUAAGUACUCUGAUUACCGUGGAUUGCCUAUCGCCAUGGUUAAGGAGAUUUGCUUUCAUAUUCUGGUUGGAUUGGAUUACUUGCACAAACAGCUUUCCAUCAUACAUACUGACUUGAAGCCUGAAAACAUCCUGCUUUUGUCGAUGAUUGAUCCAUCUAAGGAUCCUAGGAAGUCUGGGGCGCAGAUUAUUCUUCCUAAUAGUAAGGACAAGAUGGUGCUAGAGUCGUCAGGUGUGAAAGAUACAAAGAUGUUGAAUGGGGAUUUGGUUAUGAAUCACAAGAAGAAGAUUAAGAGAAAAGCUAAACAAGCAGCCCAUGGUUGUUUUGAGGAAGUUUCUGAAGGAGUUGAGGGUAAUCCUGAAACUUCUGGGGCUGUGGAGUCGUCUCCUAAUGCGAGUUCUACAAGGGCUUCCAGUUCUGCAGGAACUAGUAGGUUAUGGGAUGCUGAUGGAACAAAGUUGAAAGAGCAGGGUAACAAAAGAGGAAGCCGAUCAAUGAGACAGAAGCUGCUGGCAUCGGUUGAUCUCAAGUGCAAGUUAGUGGACUUUGGUAAUGCCUGCUGGACAUAUAAACAGUUUACUAAUGAUAUCCAGACAAGACAGUAUCGGUGCCCAGAGGUGAUUCUUGGGUCAAAAUAUUCUACGUCUGCCGAUCUUUGGUCCUUAGCUUGCAUUUGUUUUGAGCUUGCAACUGGAGAUGUGUUAUUUGAUCCUCACAGUGGUGACAACUUUGAUAGGGAUGAGGACCACUUAGCAUUAAUGAUGGAACUUCUUGGAUCGAUGCCACGUAAGAUAGCACUAGGGGGGCGUUAUUCCCGUGAUUUCUUUAAUAGAUAUGGUGAUUUAAGGCACAUCCGGAGAUUGCGAUUCUGGCCUUUGAAUAAAGUCCUCAUGGAGAAGUACGAUUUCAGUGAGAAAGAUGCAAAUGAUUUGACGGACUUUUUGGUUCCUAUUCUUAAUUUUGUUCCCGAAAAGCGGCCUUCAGCUGGUCAGUGUCUUCUGCAUCCUUGGAUCAAUGGAGCUCCACGUCUUUUGGAGCCAUCCGUGUCUUCUAAUCACAACCCAGCUGCUGGAACUGCUGUUUUGGAUCAGAAGAAAAGGGAAAAAGAUGAGAGGGAGGCCAUGGAGGCAGGAAUGGGAAAUAUUGUUAUCAAUUCAGAUUCUAAAUCACUGAUGCAAUCACCAUCAAAGAAAGCUUUCCAAUCCACCCAGCAGUAGUUCAUCUGGCAAGAGCUCUUUCCUGUGUGGCUGUUUCUAUGUUCUAAGCGUGCCCCUGCAUUAUUUCUCUCAAUUAUUGGUGCCCAUGGGAAUUGUUUUUGGGGCAUGUCUAUUUCCUGGGUUUUCCUGAACUUCUGAUUUGGAUGGGGUCGGAGAUGUUUGAAGCCAGGUGCCAGCUAAAUCCUUUCUAGUCUUUCACAUUGCAUACGAGAGCUCUCACUACUAAGAAUACUGCUAUCAUAUACCCUCUGCCUUGUUUCUCAUGCCUAUAAUAGGUCAUAGAUGAGCCUCUGUCAACUGGUUCCAUUGACUUGUUUGUGAACGUUGUUGAUUAUCAUGUGCCCUUGUGCUUAAUGAUAUUCUUGAUAUUAAAACAA
Molecule: messenger RNA, 2261 nt
Organism: Vigna angularis (adzuki bean)
Lineage: Eukaryota; Viridiplantae; Streptophyta; Magnoliopsida; Fabales; Fabaceae
Exons: 4
Coding region: 262-1884 (540 amino acids)
Biological process (GO): regulation of mRNA processing; spliceosomal complex assembly; protein phosphorylation
Molecular function (GO): protein kinase activity; ATP binding
Source: RefSeq, a predicted model, not a curated record